This is a messenger RNA of Botrytis cinerea B05.10, 1861 nucleotides long. RefSeq lists its product as hypothetical. The coding region runs from base 349 to 1452 and encodes 367 amino acids. NCBI's taxonomy places the organism in Eukaryota, Fungi, Ascomycota, Leotiomycetes, Helotiales, Sclerotiniaceae. The record is from RefSeq and is a predicted model, not a curated record. The transcript has 2 exons.
GAAAUAUUCGUCUCCCCAUUUCAUUAUGAAAUUUCCGUCUACCCCUCCUACGUAUUGUAUUCUCUUUCUCUUUUUCAAAUAGUUCCAUUCAAAAUACAAAUUCAACAUUCUCUCGAUUUCCCUUGAUACAGCGAAAACAGCAACGGUCCAAAUGCAUCUUGGUGAUGAGGGAAAUUUAUAUUGAUCUACAACUAUUCCGGAAACGUACGUUCUGGACCUAGACCAUCAUAUUCGACCGGAAAUUCCUGUUUUUGUCCAACAAAACAUCUGCUUGCAAUUUUCUGCGUAUAUUUUGCCAAAACAUCUACUCUCUUCCACUCCUUUCUCGUGGGAAUAUAGACAACUUUGAUGUACAUAAUGUACGCACGAUCUACCCGUCGUUCCAAACAGAGUAUUACUCGGGAGUCAUAUCUACAACAAGAUCAAACGACAGUAUUUGAGGGUCCGGAAUCUAUGAUGCAGAGCCAACAAUAUCCACCCGUCUUUCCUCAAGAUUUAAAAGAAGCUUCAAUGCUCUAUUCAAUGCUUCCAAAUAUUGUACAAUCACGCUUACCUCGCAUACCAUCCAUUCGAAAGUCCGUUGACAUAUAUGGAUUUGUGAGUGGCCGAAAAUCUGAAAGCACUUUAUCUGGCGCAAAUACUCCAGGAUCCAUAUCCUCAUCGUCAACAACGACCCUUAUCAAUGAACGGAGCUCUAUAUCUAGUGAUGGAGAAACGGAUAGCUAUUUCUUGGAUGAAUCGCAUUCUUCCGAUGAAGAGUUUCCUCAACUUCUCAAGAACGGCCAACUCCAGGCGAUAGAGUUUUUUGAGACAAACUCUGGCAUUGCAUGGAAAUUUGCAAACCAAGGAUAUAAUCUUCUUGCUCUUGCACUUGAGGAAUCAUCGGCAAUUUCCCAAAACACUCGAUUUAGCAAUACUUCUUUAGCGAGACAACUUUAUGUCCACGGUUUAACCUACUUACUUCGAGCUCUUCCUUCGGAUCUUUCGACAGAAGAAAAGAUAAGUCUACAAAGUGCUAUGCCAGCAGAAAUGGUAGAAUCCUUACAAGAAGAAUCCCAUUCCGGUGAAAAUAGUCAAGAUUCAAACACUGGUGAACCCCCUUCGGUCCUCCAAAAGAGUAUUGCAGCUAUUAUCAUUCAGUUGUUUAUACUGUUCCAAUUUAUCUUGCCGUAUCUGAAACAUCUACUCACAUCAGCAUAUCAAUAUGAUCGAACACAUAAAAUAUCAGAAAAGGUUCUGUCCAGGGGUAUAGUGACAGUUGAUACUAUUGGAAAAUCGGGCUUAGCGGUGACGGGCGCGGUUUAUGGAAUGAGUGAUGGGAAGGUUGGCCAAGCUAUUACGGAUGCGGUGGCUUGGGCUGUCGAAGGAGUUACGGGGGGUUUACAUGAAGGCGUUAGUGAAGGAUUGAUAAUGCUGGGUGCGAGGAAUAGUACUUCGCCUAAGAGAAAGUAGAAAGGAGGAGACUUCUAUCAAAUAAAGCACAUUUGGCGGGGUUAAUUUUUGACGAUAGAUGAAUGGUGAUACCCAUGUAUAGAACGGGAGUUCCUUUCGGAUAUAGGAUGAACGAACACUGGUAUUUGGGAGUAGAUAGGUUAGAAGGAAUUCGUGUUUUUCAAUGCAUCGAUACACGUCCACGAACAAAGACUCCUAAUACGUUGUAGUGGUGUAUCUAGAUGGGAUCUAAUUGGUGUACAUGGGGGCGAGCCCCCAAACCCCCAUACCUCGCUGCGCUCGAAUAUUCGUUAUCAAAAGUUUCUACUACCACCUCCUUUAGCUCGGCUUGCCUGAAUCUUUCCCAUAACUAUUGCAGAUUUUUAUGAACGGGAAGAGAGAGCUGCAAGCUAAUCACGACGAAUCAUUA